Messenger RNA from Amphimedon queenslandica, 2368 nucleotides. RefSeq lists its product as uncharacterized. The record is from RefSeq and is a predicted model, not a curated record. The transcript has 16 exons. Lineage: Eukaryota; Metazoa; Porifera; Demospongiae; Haplosclerida; Niphatidae. Bases 56 to 2239 code for a protein of 727 amino acids.
ACACCCUGCAUUGCAGCUGCCAAAAUUCCAAUUCGUAAAAAUUGCAGCGGCAAAGAUGAAGCUAGCUCUUGGUCUUUUCCUUUGUGCCUUCAUAUCUCUUGGCUCCUGCCACAUCACGCUUACUUUUCCUCCAGCCCGCAGGCCCGGGUACGACUUCCUGGACAAUGUGAGGACUGGAGGUCCUUGUGGUGUACCAGAUCUAGGCAAUAAUGCUGUCGUGACUACCUUUGCCAAUGGAAGUACUAUCAACGUAUCGUUUCAUCUUGCUUAUCCUCAUCAAGGAGGCGUUCUUGUCAACAUUUUAAAUGUUAAUGGCAGUUUGAACAGAUUAAUGUUUAGCAACUGGACCCUGCUCGAUGACAGCACUAAGCAAUAUGUCACUAUACAGCUUCCAACUGACUUCACUUGCGAUCGCUGCGUCCUUCAGCUACUGAGACAAGCUGGGGAAUGGUCUGCAAAUGGCGGAUACUUCUUUUACUCUUGUGCUGAUAUUGAGAUUAAGAACGCUGCAGUUUGUGACGAUAACAGAUGCGGUGGUCAAGGUAGCUGCAACAACAAUGUAUGUACAUGCAACAACACCUAUUCAGGAGAAUUCUGCCAAUACAAAGAUGAUUGUACAUCUGAUGCUGAUUGUGGUGGCUCUUCUAAAGGUUCCUGUAUUGAUAUCCAUGUCACUAGCAGACCAAUGAAGCAAUGCUUCUGCAAUCCAGGCUGGUUUGGAGCUGGUUGUGCAACAGCUUCUCCUCUCACAGAUAUUACCAUUGAUGCUAGCAGUUAUCCACUGUAUCGUCGUCUUGGUAACAAUCUGGAAAUGUGGGCAAAAAUCCUCAACAAUUCUAACAAUCAGCCUGACAGGCUCGAAGUUGCUCUACGUGCUAAUACAACAAGCUUUGUUGCUGUUGGGUUCAGACCAUCAGGCAUUACUGCAGCAUGUAGGGCACAAUCUCCUGGAGCCUUUGCUGUUGGGACUAACUCAUUCUGGCCAAGAGGAGGGACACUGCAGUCUGUGAUUGGAAUCAGUGCUUUAUAUAACCCUGUUCUUGGUGGAGGACCAGAAGAGGAGGGGGGCAACAAUGAGGAGGGGGGCAAUAAUGAGGAGGGGGGCAAUAAUGAGGAAGGGGGCAAUAAUGAGGAAGGGGGGAACAACGAAGAAGGAGGCAAUAAUGAAGAGGAGGAGGAACCAGAAGAAGGAAGUACUGUUCCACUUCAUCCAAUGGACUGUACUGAUAUUGUGAUUGGUACUGCACGAGGGAACAGGUUCCGUGUCUUUGAUUAUUACACUCGUGAUCGCUCAACCCCUCAAAUGGAUGGGUUUUAUUCCGGGACUCAAGACAUUGUGGGAGCUGUAGGUCGUGAGAUCAAUGGGAUCACCGAAAUAAAGUUCUGGAAGAAACUCACAAGCAGUGAUACUAAUGCUGAUCACAAUAUUACUAACUCUUUCAUGCAAGUUAUCUGGUCAAUGGGUCAAGUUUUCCCCAACUACAAUCACAAUCCUAACUCUGGCAUUGAAGCAAGGACUGCUAUGAAUACCAUGUUCUAUAAACCAGAUGAAAUUAAGUACCACGGAUCUGUCAAUCGUGGAGGUGCAACAAUCAACUUCUUUGAUCCUAAGUCAUUUUCCAAUAGCUCAACUUGUGGCGGUGGCUAUUCUUACGGUUGUACCAAUGGCCCUUGUCUUUAUCGAGCCACAUGGCUAGUUAAAGGUGAACACGUUCAAUUUAAUGUCACCGGUCGUGUUUCAACUGGACGAUGGGUUGCAAUUGGAUUCUCUGAUAACAGAUUAAUGCCUCAAACUGAUAUUGCUCUUGCAGCAGUUAAUUCUGAUGGUAGAGGAGAAGUAACUGACAGAUAUGCUACUGCUCGUGCUAUGCCACCAGCUGACAACAUGAAUCAUCUCCUAGCAACUCGUGUCUCCCAUAGCAACGGACUUACGACAUUUAGUUUCAUCCGUGCUGUUUCAGCAGUUGAUACCACUCAAGAUAUUGAUCUGAGCAGUCCAAGGUUCUUUGUGUAUGCUCUUAAUGGAGCUGCUACCGUUAAUGCUAAUGGAACUAUAUCAAGCAUUGGGCCACAUCCAAGUACUCCAAUAGUAUCAGAUGAUCGCAUCACACUGGGUACUGCAGCACAGUGUCCAGGUGUUUUUGAUGAGUUGAUGACUAGUCCAACUGAUGGCAGUGCUACUAUGAUGGCAUCAGUCUUUGUCCUUAUUUUCUGCACACUACUAGCUUACCUCAUAUAAUCCCUUAACUAUUAAUGGCAGAUAGUUAACUCCAGUACUUAUAACUACUGUAACUAUAGUAUUGUAUCUUACUUGCUGAUUGGUAUUGUUGUUCCUUUUCUUUGCUAUGGUAUAUUAGAGACUAUCUCA